Messenger RNA from Rhea pennata, 4040 nucleotides. It is a transcript of the gene ADGRD2, whose product is annotated as adhesion G protein-coupled receptor D2. Gene Ontology annotation, molecular function: G protein-coupled receptor activity. Gene Ontology annotation, biological process: cell surface receptor signaling pathway; adenylate cyclase-activating G protein-coupled receptor signaling pathway. The transcript has 25 exons. Bases 1 to 3189 code for a protein of 1062 amino acids. The record is from RefSeq and is a predicted model, not a curated record. Lineage: Eukaryota; Metazoa; Chordata; Aves; Rheiformes; Rheidae. Gene Ontology annotation, cellular component: plasma membrane.
AUGUUUAGAAGAGACUUGAGGCCGGAAUCUUGGUUCUUCAGCUUUCUGGUUGGUAGUCUGUCUAGGAGUCUGUUAGCCUUUGCAGCCGUUGCCAGGAACCAAACUUUUACUGAUUUUGCUCCUGUCACGAUUGAGACCUUAAGACACAUGUAUGAAUAUGUGGCCACCCCUUUGGACUGGUGGCAUGCAGAGAGAUACUGUGAGCAGCGCUUUGCUCAGCUGCUUUUUGAACCCAGAGACAGUGAGCAAGCUUCCUUUAGCAAACUGCUGCAGUCCCAUCACAUCAAGAAUUCUGUCUGGUUAAAUGAUAUGAAUGGUGUCUCACCCAAACCGAAAUGGAGACAGGACCACGUUGUACCAGUCCUGGUGUUUGGAGACAAAACAGACACAAAAUAUGUGAAGGUGCUUUCUGACUUCCCAGCGCUGCCUGCUGUCACAGCCUGCGCCCACCUCCAGUGGGACACCAGGACCGAGGAGAUUGCUACCAUCUUUUCAUAUGCUGUGCCAGCUUUUAUUAAUGAGUUCCAGCUCCGUGGCUUUGUCGACGAGGAAGGCUUUGUUCGAUUUGCUCUCAUUGUCCAUGGGCACCAUUCCCCAUAUCUGCCCGUGUUCCGUGCUGAUGGGCACUGGCAUCACUUCUGUGUAACCUGGCAGCAGGAAAAUGGGACCUGGGCCAUUUAUGCUGAUGGUAAAAGGAGGGCAUCUGCCAGUGGUUUGUGUGCUGUGGGGCUGUCUGCCCCCCAAGCCAUCUAUGGCCAAGGGACUUUCAUAAUAGGGCAGGAUCAAGAUUCCCUGGGGGGCACCUUCAGGGAGAAAGAGUCUUUCAGUGGGAACAUCACUGACUUGCACAUCUGGCAAAAAGUCCUCAGCAUGGAGCAGAUUGAGAGAGUUCGGUCAUGCCUUGUGGUAGAACAAGACCUUGUUUUUGGGUGGAGCUCAAACGCUCUGGAGAUUGAAAGCACCGUUCAGGAAGUGACUGCACAGUUUCUUUGCCCAGGGCCUGUUGAGGAAUGCCGAGUUUUUGAAGUUGGCAGCAGUGGAUUCAGUUACAUGUCUUGUUUGCAGUCCUUGCCUUUUAUCUGUUGCUACAGAAAGGAUUCCUAUUUGCAGCUGAAAAAAAUUCAGCUGGAAUCCAGCCAUUCACUUGUCUCCCAUGUGAACAUGCUUGCAGAUAGGACUGUGAUUCCUGAGAACAUAUUCACAGGUGAUGUCCCAGACAUGAACCUCUCUGUUGCCCUUGAUGCCCUUGAUGUCCUGGCAUCUGUCCUGAGGGAAGGAGAGACACCCGUGGAGUCAUCUGACCUCCUUGGAGUGCUUCAGUUACUAAAGCAAGUUUCUGAUGCGGAAGUCCAGGAUGGAAAAGAGUCAGAGAUGUUGGAGCAGUUGGGCCGAUACUAUGUGGAAGUGACUGGAUUAAUCCUGGAAGAGCACAAUAUUGAAACAUGGUUAUCAGUCAGCCAGGUUAUCAGAGGGCCUAUGGCUGUUGUAGAGAUCUCUGACAGAGUGGUGUCAAACUUGGCCCUGCUGCUGACUGCAGGAAGGACAAAGAUUACAAUCCAGCAUGGAAACGUGGGAAUGGAGGUCAGAAAGCUGGAGCUGAGCAAGCAGGAGCUGAGCAGUGAUGUGUACCUGAUCCACAGCCCUGAGAGAGACGGACAUGACCUUAUUGAAGUUCCCACAGAAGAAAUACAAAGACUGAAAGCUAAAGGUCUCAACAGAGUCAUUGUGAAAAGCAUGUGGUUUGGCUAUGGCUCCCUCCAGCGCUGCCUGUCUGGCACUGGCAGCAAUGCCGUCUUCCAGGAUGUAGCUGCCUCUGAUGGAGGACGGAAGUACCUGAGCAGCACAGUGGGCACUGCUGUCAUUUCAUCCGCUCUGCUGAGCGACUACGAGGAGAUUAGCACAUCUGUACACUACCACCUGCAACACCACACGAAGGACCUGCCUGAUAAGCUGGUGGGGCCCAUCUGUGCCUUCUGGAACUUCAGCCUCAGCCCAGAUGCUGGUGGGAUGUGGUCCACAGCUGGCUGCUCAGUGGUGACGUCUCUCCCAGAUUCCACAGCUUGUUUUUGCAACCACACCACAAACUUUGCAGUGCUGCUGCAGGUGUAUGAGGUACAGAGGACUGUCAAGGAGGAGCUCAUGCUGCAGAUCUUGACUUUUAUUGGAUGUGGAGUUUCUUUCUGUGCCUUGAUUGUUACCUUCGUUUUAUUCUUGGUUGUUGGUGUUCCCAAGAGUGAACGAACAACUGUGCAUAAGAACUUGAUCUUUGCAUUAGCAGCAGCAGAAGCACUGCUCAUGUUCAGUGAGUUGGCCAAGACCAAUCAGGUGGUGUGUUUCAUUGUUACUGCCUUCCUCCAUCUCUUCUUCAUGGCAGCCUUUUCAUGGAUGCUGGUAGAGGGGCUUCUUCUGUGGAGCAAAGUGGUGGCAGUCAAUAUGAGUGAAGACAAGAGAAUGAAGUUCUACUAUGUGACAGGCUGGGGCCUCCCAGUUGUUAUUGUGGGUGUGACCCUUACAACUUCCUUUAACAAGUAUGUGGCAGACAACCACUGCUGGCUGAAUGUUCAGACUGAUGUCAUCUGGGCCUUUGUGGGGCCUGUCCUCUUCAUCCUGGCAGUAAAUACGUUUGUGCUUUUCCGGGUGGUGAUGGUGACUGUGUCCAGUGCUCGCAGGAGGUCAAAGAUGCUGACACCCAGUAGCAGCCUGGAGAGGCAGAUUGGAAUGCAAAUAUGGGCCACAGCCAAACCCAUCUUGGUGCUGCUGCCUGUGCUGGGGCUGACAUGGGUAUGUGGAGUCCUUGUCCACCUCAGCAUCAUCUGGGCCUAUGUCUUCAUUGUGCUGAACUCCCUCCAGGGCCUGUAUAUAUUCCUGGUCUAUGCAAUCUAUAACAGUGAGGUGAGGAAUGCCAUCCAGAGAAUGAAGGACAAGAAGAAAGCGCUCUCGUUCACAAAUUGCUCUCAUCCCAUCAACUACUUAUCGAGUCCAAGAAACACAACCUCCUGGGAGACGGGGAAGCUGAGUCCCUCUGCAGCUGAAAGUGCCCUGUCAAGUCCUGUGCAGAAGGAGCCCCCAGUGAAGAACAUCACCAAUAAAGGAAACUUUGGAGCCAAAAUUCCAAUGGGGAUUUCGUCAAUUAUGUCACCAGAGAGACCGGCUGUAGAGCUGACAGCGUUCAAAUCCUCAGGUUUCUGAGAGGAAGUUUCUGAGUGUCUUAUCCACAACACCAUGGCUCUUCAAACAGCCGGGAGGACAGCAGGUUGGAGCAAUUGACUUCUACAUGGAGGGUUGCCCCAUCCAAGGCAGAGCUGUUAACCUUGUGCUUCUUCCUACCAGCAUUCAUGGACUAAACUAAGGCAAGGCAGGGUAGCGUGGGGUCUCACAGGGCCGCUGGACCUUAUCUUCUAAUGAAAACUCCUCCCCGGGGGCAGACAAGCCAUGCAAACGCUCACCACGAGCAUGGCUGGCUGUGGGGGACGGGAUGGGACAGGUGCCUUUGGUCCCUGUGGCUCUAGCUGCAGUGCUGCUUGCAGGGGCCGGUGCUCCGCCAGGACGGCCAGCCAGGCGCGGUGGAGCUGUGCUGCCAGAGCCCCAAGGUCCCCCUGGCAGCAGUGUUGUGUUUCGUUGCUAUUGUUGCCGGUAGUUUGUUUAGCUUGAAGGACAUGGUGGUAUGGGCAAAAGUGCAGUCUUGCCCGUAGCAACAGUGUCCAAGUGCUGCCUGCGUGGUGCACCCGUGUGCCUGUGCAGGAUAAGUACCCUUGCUUUUCCAGCCUCCACCACCGUGCAGGGGCAGGGUAGGACAUGGUGCGGAUAGGAGGCACACACAUCAAGGAAGGCAUUGGCUGGCUUUGAUUCUUUUCCAAACCAGCUGAUUUUAAUAGCAUCUUUUGCUGUAUUUUUGAUGAAACUCUUAGCCAAGCUCCUGCCUGGGCUUCCUAACUGCUUGGUCCAGCUCUCCUCUACAGCUAGGGUUGUUUUCUCUUGUGCUCUGUUCAUAUCAUACUGUUUCGCCUGUUACUCUCCUAGUGUUUAGAGCAUAUAAAAUG